CGAGCGGCCGGGCGGCCGGCUCAGAAGCGCUGGGGCUGCGGGAGGGAAGAGGCGGCAGCGGCGGCGGCUCCUCGCGCGGGUCCCUCCAUGAGCAGGCGGUGCCGAGGCAGGGAGCGCCGGGGGCUGCCGCGGGACUCGGGCAGGGCAUUGAUUGUGGUGGUGCAGCAGUGAUCCCCAUCGCAGCCGGGACCCCGGGGAAGGGACAGCAUGCGGCCGGAGGAUGUCUGAGGCUGGCUGGGGCAGUUUUCAUACUACUCUGCUUUCUCCGAGCGUUGCCAGAGGAAUGAUUGCUGCGUGGAGUGCCUUCUUUUGCUUUUACCUGGUGGUGACUGUCAGCAGCCUCCCAGAAGCCAGGCUGCCCAUCUCGGACCUAGAAGACAGGAUCACUCGAAAACCAACAGAAUAUCUGGGGAGCGAGACUGCCUUUCUGGAGGAAUUGGUGUUUGGAAGUGGAGAUACCAUUGAACUUUCCUGUAACACCCAGGGCUCUUCUAUGUCAGUUUUCUGGUUCAAAGAUGGCAUUGGGAUUGCACCGACCAACAGAACUCAUAUUGGACAAAAACUGUUGAAGAUCAUUAAUGUGUCAUAUGAUGACUCUGGGCUAUACAGUUGCAAGCCACGGCAUUCCAGUGAGGUUCUAGGUAACUUUACAGUCAGAGUAACAGAUUCUCCAUCAUCGGGUGAUGAUGAAGAUGAUGAUGACGAGUCUGAAGACACAGGUGCUCCUUAUUGGACCCGUUCAGAAAGGAUGGAGAAGAAGCUGCUAGCUGUGCCGGCAGCAAAUACCGUUCGCUUCCGUUGCCCUGCCGCAGGCAACCCCACCCCAUCCAUAUACUGGCUGAAAAAUGGCAAAGAAUUCAAGGGAGAACACCGAAUUGGGGGCAUCAAAUUACGGCAUCAACAGUGGAGCCUAGUGAUGGAGAGUGUGGUUCCGUCAGACCGCGGGAACUACACGUGCGUUGUAGAGAACAAAUACGGCAGCAUUAGGCACACUUACCAGCUAGAUGUAUUAGAAAGGUCACCCCACCGGCCUAUCCUCCAGGCAGGACUGCCUGCCAACCAGACUGUGGUGGUAGGGAGCGACGUCGAAUUCCACUGCAAGGUCUACAGUGAUGCCCAGCCUCACAUCCAGUGGCUGAAACACGUGGAAGUCAACGGCAGUAAAUAUGGAUCCAACGGGACGCCGUAUGUCACGGUGCUAAAGUCUUGGAUCAGUAAAAACGCUGAAGCCGAUGCUAACCUAAAUCUGUUCAAUGUGACAGAACAAGAUGAAGGAGAAUAUCUGUGUAGAGCCAACAAUUUCGUAGGCAUAGCCGAAAAACCAUUUUGGCUCCACAUUCGCAAACCAAAACCAGAGCUAGUGGAGGUGGAUGAUUCUGGCUCAGUUUAUGCUGGCAUCCUCAGCUAUGGGACUGGCUUCGUUCUCUUCAUCCUAGUGGUUGUCGUCGUGAUUAUCUGUAGGAUGAAAAUGCCCAGCAAAAAAGCCAUGAACACCCCCACUGUACAGAAAGUCUCCAAAUUUCCUCUCAAGAGACAGCAGGUGUCAUUGGAGUCGAACUCUUCCAUGAAUUCCAAUACCCCGCUGGUCAGAAUCACCCGCCUCUCAUCCAGCGAUGGGCCAAUGCUAGCGAAUGUCUCGGAGCUCGAACUGCCUGCUGAUCCCAAGUGGGAAUUAACGAGAUCUCGCCUGACUCUGGGGAAACCUCUGGGUGAAGGUUGUUUUGGUCAAGUGGUGAUGGCAGAAGCGAUUGGGAUCGAUAAGGACAAACCAAACAAGGCCAUCACUGUAGCUGUCAAGAUGUUAAAAGGGGAAACACAAAAAUAUCAUUAACCUCCUAGGCGCCUGCACGCAGGAUGGCCCACUUUACGUUCUGGUAGAAUAUGCGUCAAAAGGGAACUUGCGGGAAUAUCUCAGGGCUCGUCGGCCGCCCGGCAUGGACUAUUCAUUCGACACCUGCAAGCUGCCAGAAGAGCAGUUAACAUUUAAAGAUUUAGUCUCGUGCGCCUACCAGGUGGCCCGUGGCAUGGAAUAUUUGGCAUCUCAGAAAUGCAUUCAUCGAGACUUGGCAGCCAGGAACGUGUUAGUCACUGAAGACAAUGUGAUGAAAAUAGCCGAUUUUGGCCUAGCCAGAGAUGUUCACAACAUCGACUAUUACAAGAAAACAACCAAUGGUCGGCUGCCUGUGAAAUGGAUGGCUCCAGAGGCAUUGUUUGACCGGGUCUACACUCACCAGAGCGAUGUCUGGUCUUUUGGAGUGCUGCUAUGGGAGAUCUUUACUUUGGGUGGGUCUCCAUAUCCGGGAAUUCCAGUCGAGGAGCUCUUCAAACUCUUAAAAGAAGGCCAUCGGAUGGACAAGCCAGCAAACUGCACUCAUGACCUGUACAUGAUCAUGAGGGAGUGCUGGCAUGCAGUCCCAUCGCAACGGCCAACCUUUAAGCAGCUAGUGGAAGACCUGGAUAGGGUCCUUACUGUAACAUCAACUGAUGAGUACCUUGACCUCUCCGUGCCAUUCGAGCAGUAUUCCCCCGCCUGCCAGGACACACACAGCACCUGCUCUUCGGGAGACGAUUCCGUGUUUGCCCACGACCUUCUGCCGGAUGAGCCAUGUCUUCCCAAACACCAGCAGUGCAAUGGUGUCAUCAGGACAUGAUGACUCCAAAAACACAGACAGACCAUUGAAAAAAAACUCACGAAUGUAGGCUUGGAGGAGGCCAAGGACAAACCGUAGUGAAGGAUCUUUGAAUGAAACAGCUUGGUAAUUCAAGAAGUUUUUUGUUGUUGAGCCGUAGAAGGGUUGUGGGGGUUUGGGGUUAUUUUUUUUUUUCCAUUUUGCUGUAUAAGAAGUCAAAAAGCACUGUUUGGCCUGAAGGACCUAAUCUCUUGCCAAGAUGAUUAUUAUAUAUACAUAUAUAUAUUUAAAAAAGAAAAGGUUAAAUCUAGGGGUGCUGACCUCUGGACCUCCGGUAAUGUAUUAUCGAGUGCCAGAGUUGCCAUUCUGUGCCUGCAAUACAAAGAAGAGGGGAAAAAAAAAAAACUUUCUUUUUCUGGGGAGGAGAAGUGUAAAGAAUGUAGAAAUUCUUUGCUUAUGCAAUCUGUACAUGAACCUUUUUGGUGAAGCUGAAAAGCCACAUUGCCUGCAGGGAUUAAUAUAUUUAUAUAAAUAGCUGUAUUUUUGUUGGUUGGGUUUUUUUAUAGUCGCUUGAUCAUUACCCAGCUACUUAGAUUUUUUUUAUUUUUUCAAAAAAAAAAAAAAAAUUCCCCCCCCUUUUUUUUUUGACAUAGUCAAAAUCUCAAAGGAGUUAAUGGUUUGGUGACAAACAGCAGUUUGACUGUAAUAGAUCAUAACCCACUCUUGCACUAGCGCUGCAGGUGACUGGUGUAUAGAGAAGAGUCAGAACAUUCCAAACGGAAGGGCAAAUGCAUGAAGGUUCAUUUUUGGGUUCAUAGGGAGGAAAGCAUCAAAGUGGCAGGUAUAAAGGUACCACAUGUCUCCGGGGAAUUGCCAAAUCAUUAAAUCACAAGCAGAAUUAGUCUCUGAUCUUGCAACUUCUUAUACAUGCGUAGACUGUCCAUCCAGAGCCCCAUUGUCUUCAGGGGGGCUUCAUGUGACUGCAGUAUUUUGCCAGUAUGCUGGAUGCUGCAGGAUCAGGCUCUAAGAGAUGGAGAUUUGAGUUUUUGGUUUUUGCCUUUAAAGCCCAAGAGAAGCAGCUGUUUCGGUACUUCUCCCCUUUAAAGCUAGCAAGUUUUCUCCAUCCAUACGCAGUGACUUGGAGAGAGAAAUUACGGGUACCUGUAGGCAAGAGCCUUUAACUUAUAUCAAAAAGGUUUAUUCCAGAGAAUUGUGUACAUAUCUAUAAAUAUAUACUGUAUAUAUAUAAAAGAAUGUAUAAUACUAAUGCAACGUAAAGCAGUACUGGGAGGGAAAUCUCUCAAAAUAAGAGCAUUGCAAUCUAGGAUAUACUGAUCUGGGCAAAAGAUUUUGUUUUUAUAUCUUCACAGUUUUGUUUUAAAAAUUGUAUCUUAACAUGUAUAUUUCUAAAUUUAUUUAUAGACAUUAACAUAUCUGUUCAGUGGUUGAAAUAGCAUAGCAUUACUGUAAACUUUAAAAUUUACUGCGUUUAAGUUCUUUAACUUAUUAAAUAUGGAGAAAAAUAUAUUAAUCAAGUUUUUCUUUUGUGUUUACGGGAAAUAUUGAGAGAAUGUAUAGAUGUACAGUCCUCUAACAAAUUACAUUUAAUGUUAUAAAUAUAUUCAUUUUUUAAAAAAAAAAUUAGUUUAUCCUGGAUUGCAGUGAGCAAAGGUAAGUUUAUUUUGCAAUACAUCAUCAGUGGUUAAAUCCAAACAAAUAACAGAGAGAUGAUUUUUACAUAUUUGAAAAACUAAAGCCAAGAAUUCUUCCAUCAGUUUAACCACUGUGCAUUAAGGGGGUGUGGGUGUUUAUUUUUCUAUUUUUGAAUGAAGGUAUUCUUUGUGGUUGAUCUUAAAAACAAGUAUGCAGCAAAGCUAAAUGUUGACUUUGAAUGAUGCACAUUAUUUAUUUUUUUCUCCUUGCCGGUAUCAUUGCAUUUUUGGAUUUAAGAAAUAACACACUGGCAAAACAGUAAGGGGAGCCGCAUUCUUUAUAGGGGAAGUAAAAUGAUUGUAUAUUGCUUUUAAGUCUAACGCAUGCUAAAAAUGCCAAUAAUGCCUAAUUUGCUGGACUUAAAUUUGUAUGCUACUUAUGUGCCUCUGUGCCAAAUCACUAUUCAAAAAGCACACUAAAUAAACAGGGGAACUUUAGUAUGGACCAGAAAGGCAUGGGGAGGUAUUUUUAUGAGAAGAUUUUAAUUCUUUUACUAACACAAAGAGGCAAAUAUCAUAAUUACAUGGUGGUUUGAUUUAUUUUUUUCUCCUGUGCAUACAAAAUAUCAGUGAUUCAAAAUAACAGGCUGACAGCAUCUCACAUUAGUAUUAUUUUUUUAGCAAUACAAUGCUCUUCUCAUAAAAGUAAUAAUUUAUAGUUUGAGGUUAAGUCCGUGGAAGUUCUUGAGAAAGUAGAUUUCUAUAGAUUUUUUUUUUUUUAAAUUAAAAAGAAAUUUUGGUAUUUUCUUACAAAUGUCUGCUAAUUGUACAUUCCAAGUACCUAAAGCAUUAGGUUUCCCAUUAAAAAUGUACAAAUUUGUGCAUGAUUUCAAAUGUUAUUAGAUAUUAUAAAUAUAUAUAUAAUUUAUUGAGGUUUUUACAAGAUGUAUCUGUAGACUUGUUGACUUUAACAUUUCUUAUACAAUGCUUAUAUAGUUUUAUAGCCUGGACUGUUAUCUUUUAAAGCUUUUUUAAAAAAAUUUAAAAUUCCGAUUUUGUUACAUUUUAUACUGUUGAUGUUACAAUCCACAGAUUUGCAUAGUGUGAAAUUUUUUUUGUUGGUGAGCAACUUUAUUCAGUUUAUUUUAAUACUGUAUUUCUUUUCCUGACAGCUGCAACUGUCAAAGGUGUGAAAUGAACACUAAAUAAACCUAUUCUGCUUUUAACAUGGAAAAAAAAAACAUUUUUACCCAAAAAUACAAAUAAAUGAGUUGUUGAAUUUGUUUUUCCAGUUUUAAUGGGCCUGUUCAACAAUAAAUCCUCUGUUUUCAA
Messenger RNA from Trachemys scripta elegans, 5614 nucleotides. RefSeq names its product fibroblast growth factor receptor 3 (gene FGFR3). The record is from RefSeq and is a predicted model, not a curated record. NCBI's taxonomy places the organism in Eukaryota, Metazoa, Chordata, Testudines, Emydidae. Gene Ontology annotation, molecular function: ATP binding; fibroblast growth factor receptor activity; fibroblast growth factor binding. Gene Ontology annotation, cellular component: membrane; signaling receptor complex. Gene Ontology annotation, biological process: fibroblast growth factor receptor signaling pathway; positive regulation of cell population proliferation; positive regulation of kinase activity.